AUGAGAGGAAGCUCUAUAAUUAUCAAAAGAUUCAUCUCCCCAAGGGCACUACGACUGCACAUCCCAUCUUGCUCUCAACCCAUUAAUCUAUCGUCUCAAAAACUAGUAUUUCCAUCUCAAAUCAAAUUCAGCGACGCCACCAAGAAGAAUGACGAGCCAGAGAUUGACAAAAAAGAGCUAGAUCGGAAAAUCAACCUUCUGAAAUUGUUGAUUGAGUUGAAACUGCAAGUGCCUCAUCUUCUCGAAAGCAAUUUGUCCAAAUCAAUUGUUUCCAAGAAUAUUUACCUUCGAAUAUGUCCCUCCCAGGUUGAUGAAACCCUUUUGCCAAAGAUACAUGGACAAUUGACAUAUUUCAGUACUUGCAAAGCCAUUCAGUUGUUUAUCAAGUCUGUAAUAUUAAAUCCACAUGUCCAAUUGCAUAUAACAAAUAUCAAGGUGAGCAAGGGCCCCGACCCUCAAUGCAUGUUCAAACAUAGUACAAAGAUAUAUGUUCGAUGGAAUACGUGUAUGCCCAAUUGCGAGCAUCUUGGUAGCUAUGGUAAGGGGAGCAGCGUUGCUGAAUCAACAUCGGAUGCUAAUUGGGGGUCGCACAAGUGGUCCAAAGAAGAUACAUUGAAAUUAAUGGAUCAGAACAAGUUGAACAAUUUUGCAGGAUUAUUGGGCAAACUAACUACAUCCGUCGUGGGACUUGCUAAAAAUUCAGGAAAAGAAAAGUUGGAAAGAGUCUUGCUGGGCUUGUUCAUUUUUGAAUUAAAUGACAAUUGUGACGAAAUUGUUGUGCAUACAAUCGAGAAUAUGGAUAUUAUUGAAAGGUUGGAACCAGAGGAAAUUAACGAGUUAAGAGUUUGUUGA
Lodderomyces elongisporus is the source of this 852-nucleotide messenger RNA. RefSeq lists its product as uncharacterized. Bases 1 to 852 code for a protein of 283 amino acids. The record is from RefSeq and is a predicted model, not a curated record. The transcript has a single exon. Lineage: Eukaryota; Fungi; Ascomycota; Pichiomycetes; Serinales; Debaryomycetaceae.